Molecule: messenger RNA, 546 nt
Organism: Sphaerulina musiva SO2202
Lineage: Eukaryota; Fungi; Ascomycota; Dothideomycetes; Mycosphaerellales; Mycosphaerellaceae
Exons: 1
Coding region: 1-546 (181 amino acids)
Source: RefSeq, a predicted model, not a curated record
AUGGGUGCAUCAGGCUCCAUCUCCAACACGGUAGCCAAAGGACUCCAAUCAACCGUCAACAGCAUCCCCAUCACAAUCAUCGACGACGCAAAAAAGAGUCCUUCCUCCUCAGAAGAUGGAACUCCGCCUCUCUGGGCGCAAGCGAAUUUUGGCGGAGAGCCUUCGGAGGGAUAUCCGGAGGCGUGUGAGUUUGCGGCUGAGGGGUGUGGGGUUUUUGAUGAGAAGAUGAAGAAGAGGAAGAGGGGGGAGAGGGAGAGAGAUGUCUUGGUUGGUGCUGGUGCUGGUGCUGCUGUUGGUGAUGAUGAGAUGAUGAUGGUUUCAGAGGGAGGGGAUUCCUUGUAUCAUCCUCAUUAUCGAAGAGGAAUAGUAGGUGGAUUAACUACUGCUGGAAAAUUGCUCCGUGGGUUUGAGCUUUUGCUCUUGCUUGUUCUUGUUGUCCGGGUUUAUCAGAAGAUUCAGAACCGGAAGCAGAAGCAGAAGAAGAAGAGGGAGGGGCUGGGCUGGAAAAUGGUUGAUGAGGCUGAGAAGGGUGAAAUUGUUGCUUGA